Molecule: messenger RNA, 2007 nt
Organism: Calidris pugnax (ruff)
Lineage: Eukaryota; Metazoa; Chordata; Aves; Charadriiformes; Scolopacidae
Exons: 8
Coding region: 1-1752 (583 amino acids)
Biological process (GO): protein deubiquitination; NAD+ biosynthetic process
Molecular function (GO): cysteine-type deubiquitinase activity; L-aspartate dehydrogenase [NAD(P)+] activity
Source: RefSeq, a predicted model, not a curated record
AUGCACAAUCUUGUGCCGCUCGUGGUGGUGGUGUGCGACGCGCGGCGUGAGGCAGAGCCCUCGUGCAACAACCCGGGGCUCGUGCAAGGGCAGCCUCGUGCAACACAUGACCUCACGCAGCGUCAUCCCCCGUGCAAUGCCCAGCCCCGUGCUACACCCGGCCUCGUGCUACACCCGGCCUCGUGCGACACACCACCUUCAAGAAGGACGUGCAAGAGACGCCGAUGGGAGGGGGCCGGGCGACGGUGGCCUCGUGCGACAACGGCCUCGUGCAACACGGUGCCUUGUGCGACGGCUGCGCGGCUGCACCAUCCACACCCCCCACACCCCAACCCCGCUCUGGAGCACCACGAGGAGGACGUGCAAGAGAGACAGACACGAUGGCCUCGUGCCACAGCCCUCGUGCAACGGGAGGGGCCUCGUGCGACAGACUCGAUGCGCCGGGGGGCCUCGUGCGCCCACGGGGGGGCUUCGUGCUGGGGACUCGUGCGAUGGACUCAUGCAACACGGGGCCUCGUGCACCACGGGGCCUCGUGCGAUGGCCUCGUGCACUACAGGGGCCUCGUGCAAGGGACUGGUGUGACCGACUCACGCAACAUGGGGCCUCGUGCACCACAGGGGCCUCGUCUGGGGUCCCCCACGGCGCUGGCCGACCCCGAGACGGAGCGGCGGCUGCGGGGGGCGGCGCAGAGGGGGGGGCACACGCUCUACGUCCCCCGCGGGGCCCUGUGGGGCUGCGAGGACAUUCGGCGCAUGGACCAGGCGGGGACGCUGGCCUCUCUGAAGGUGACGAUGACGAAGGCCCCCCAGAGCUUCCGCCUGGAGGGGUGGCUCCAGGAGCGGCUGGUGGCCGCGGUGGCCAGUGGUGGCCGCGUUGUCCUCUACGAGGGUCCCCUUCGUCCCCUCUGUCCCCUGGCCCCCAACAAUGUCAACACCAUGGCCGCCGCCGCGGUGGCCGCCCCCUCCCUGGGCUUCGACGGUGUCCAGGCCUGCUUGGUGGCCGACCCCAGUGUCCCCGACUGGCACAUCGUGGAGGUGGAGGUGACCAGCAAGGAGGAGGAUGGUCGGGCUUUGAAGGUCACCAGCACCCGGCGCAACCCGGCCCCCCGGGGGGCUGUCACCGGCCGGGCCACCCGCCACACCUUCUGGAGCAGCCUGAGGGCCCCAGGCAGCCGGGUUCCCCCCGAAACGGGGGCCACGUCGGGGUGUCCCCCCCCCUCGGGGCUGUACCACGAGCGGCAGCGGCUGGAGCUCUGCGCCCUCCACGCUCUCAACAACCUCCUCCAGCGGCCCUGCUUCACCCGCCAGGCAGCCAAUGACAUCUGCAAAAGGUUGGCCCCCGACGCUCGCCUCAACCCCCACCGCAGCCUCCUGGGCACCGGCAACUACGACGUCAACGUCAUCAUGGCCGCGCUGCAGGGGCUGGGGCUGGCGGCCGUCUGGUGGGACAAGCGACGGUCCUUGGAGAGGCUGGCGCUGGGGGAGAUCUUGGGUUUCAUCCUCAACGUCCCCUCCAACAUCUCCCUGGGGUUCCUGGAGCUCCCUUUCCACCGCCAGCACUGGCUCGCCGUCCGCCAGCUCCACGGCACCUACUUCAACCUGGACUCCAAACUCCCAGCCCCGGUGGCCAUCGGGGGGGAGGAGGAGCUCAGGACCUUCCUGCGGGAUGUCCUCUCCCGGGGGCUGUGCGAGGUUUUCCUGGUGGUCCCACGGGCCGUGGAGGAGAGCGGCGCGUGGCUGAGCCCCGAGUGACGCCGGACGAGGGGGUGACACCCGGGGGUGACACCACCCAGGGGUGACCCCCCACCCCACCCACCGCCUUCCUCUUUGGGACAAAACUCCACCGCUUUGGGACUUUUAUCCUGGCGCCGCUGCCUCCUCCAGGGCUGGUUUUUGGGGAAGCGCCCCGAUUUCGCCCCAAUUUCGCCCCGAUUUCACCCCAAUUUCCCCUCUGUCACCGGUUUUCCCUCUGGGGGUGCACGAUGUGGGGGGGUGGGGGGGGGGCAC